AUGGCGGACACGAGUGCAGCAUUUCUCGGCAACAUCGCCACGCUCCGUGACAAAGUCGCCCUCGUCACCGGCGGCUCGAGCGGUCUAGGCCGCGCCAUCUGCCAGGCCUACGCCGCCGCGGGCGCGUACGUGGUCAGCGCCGACUUGAGCCCCGACGUGCCGAGCCAGUCGGUCGUCCAGCAAAAGAUCGGAAAGGACAGUGAUCUGGUCACGCCGACGGUGGAGCUGAUCAAUAAGAAGUGGCCGGCUCCUGAUCCUCGGACAAAGGACUCCUUGAGUGUGCACGACAAAAGCAACACCCAUGCGGUCGAGACCGUCCAGAGGGCCAUGUUCGUCCAGUGUGAUGUUGGUCAGGAGGACCAUGUCCGACGUGCCGUCCAGGCUUGUGUGGAGAGGUAUGGGAGGUUAGAUGUCAUGGUCAACAAUGCCGGCAUCUCCGCCGAAACCACAACCCAAACCUACACGGGCGCCUCCACCCGCACGCACGAAACGGACGUGUCCAUCCUCGACCGCACCCUCGCCAUCAACGUCCGAGGCGUCUGGCUGGGCACGAAACACGCCGUCCAACAAUUCCUGACCCAAAAGCCACACCCACUUUGGGGGCAAUCGCCGUGGAACACCAGCAACGCGUCAGAAGCGUCCCAGCUGUCCGAUACCAAUCCUUCCGCGAACAACCUGUCCGGGAACCCCUCAGAGACGUCCGAAAUCCACCGCGGCUGGAUCAUCAACAUCGCCUCCAUCCUUUCCAGCGUCGGCCUCGCCGGCUCCACGACCUACUGCGCGAGCAAAGGCGCCGUCCUCCAACUCACCCGCUCGACGGCACUCGAGUACGCCGCGGACGGCAUCCACAUCAACGCCAUCCAGCCCGGUUUCGUCGACACCCACAUCCUCGAGAGCAUGUACCAAAACGUCCCCGGUAUCGACCAAACCCUCAAAACCUUGCACCCCUGGGGCAGGACCGGGCGGCCCGAGGAGAUUGCACGUAUGGCCGUCUAUCUGGCCGGAGAAGGCGCCAGUUGGGUCACGGGGAGCAGUAUGGUUGUCGAUGGUGGUUAUUUGGCGCAGUAA
Exophiala xenobiotica is the source of this 1068-nucleotide messenger RNA. RefSeq lists its product as uncharacterized. The transcript has 2 exons. The coding region runs from base 1 to 1068 and encodes 355 amino acids. Gene Ontology annotation, molecular function: oxidoreductase activity, acting on the CH-OH group of donors, NAD or NADP as acceptor. Lineage: Eukaryota; Fungi; Ascomycota; Eurotiomycetes; Chaetothyriales; Herpotrichiellaceae. The record is from RefSeq and is a predicted model, not a curated record.